GGUCCCCUGGGUCAGUCUGCCUUGCGUGAUGCCAACCACUGUCCCAGCGCAUCGAAUCUCUUCAGGCUUGUUCGUGUGGUGAUUCUGAACGCCGCCCGUAUUCUGGUCGUUGAGGUAGUGUGACGCAACCGCGAUAAGGACCAUCUGUCGAAACUCACACACACAAUGGGUUCUGACGAGACGCACACGGCCUUCUUCUACGCUACUUUAAUGGCACCCGAGGUGUUCUUCACUGUGUGCUACCGCUCUGCCACCCAAGAUGUCGCCGUUCUGAAGAGCCUUCAUGACUUCCACCCGGCGAUACUGCCCGGCUACAGCAGACGGAGAGUCAAAUAUGCCGACUACCCUGGCAUUACAGCAGAUGCGGAUCACGAGGUACGCGGCAUGUACGUGACCGGCCUGACGGCGGCCAACAUGUACAAGCUCGAUCAGUUUGAGGGAGACGAAUACGUCCGUGAGACCGUGAAAGUCCGCCUCCUGCCUAAGCCCGGUGGCAGUAAGGGCCAGGAGGGCGAGUCAAACGGCAAGGCGGAGGAUGAGGUGGUGGAGACCGAGGUAUAUGUCUACAAGGACCCUGCGCAUCUCGAGGACCGGGAGUGGGAUUUUGAAGAGUUCCGCACGCAGCGGAUGAAGCUGUGGACGCGCGAGGACUACGGCUUUGAGGAUACCGACCACUUUGCUCCCAAGGAGGUUGAGGACGAGGCUGUGGCCGCGGCUGUUUGACCUGCUGCUACCCACAUCAAGUGCACAGACUAAGCUUCUCGUCGGUGGUACUUCAGCUGUAGAGGUUGUCAUUAGAUGUUUUGUUACUGCUUAGAAUACGAUAGAAACUCGAGACUCACCACCGACCGUUAGCUGUAUAAGUUGUACAAACGCAUGCGGGUUCCCAGUCUUAACACAGGGCAUCACUGCCAUCUAGUCAGUCGACCUCGAAUGAUAUCGAAGCUAUCGAGGUGUCGACAGAACAGCCUCAUACCUGCAUGUAUAAAUAGC
Messenger RNA from Microdochium trichocladiopsis, 993 nucleotides. RefSeq lists its product as uncharacterized. NCBI's taxonomy places the organism in Eukaryota, Fungi, Ascomycota, Sordariomycetes, Xylariales, Microdochiaceae. The transcript is spliced from 5 exons. The record is from RefSeq and is a predicted model, not a curated record. Bases 166 to 723 code for a protein of 185 amino acids.